This is a messenger RNA of Amoebophrya sp. A25, 484 nucleotides long. Lineage: Eukaryota; Dinophyceae; Syndiniales; Amoebophryaceae. The record is from the annotation of a GenBank genome assembly.
CACUCUUCGAGCUUGGAGUGUUUUUCUGGAACAAACAACAGGAAGCCGGGGUAAGCAACUAGUCGAACACUACCGCUGGGAAAUGCUUCAGGUUUUGGAAGAGGAACGAAAUCUUCUUAAGGCUAAAGCAGCAUCCUCAGCACCAUCCAUCCUUGGCCCCCUUUUCAUCAAGGGGAAAAGCGGCUCAAGGAUGGGCUCAGGGAUGCGACGCGGUAGCUCUAAUGAAGGAGAAGAGCAACAGCAACCUAGUCGUGGCCAACAUACGAGGACGCGGGCUCCAGCAGGAACAGCGUCGGAUAAACACGUGCGUUCUACAACUUCGGGAAAAAAUACACCGGCGUCUUCCGUGAGUGCUGCUGCGCCAGCGUCUUCCACUACCAGAGUCGUGAAUCAUGGAACCGGUGCGUCUGUGUCUGCUGAGAACCCGAAGGAUGAUGAAGAAUCAAUGUCAGAUGAAGAUGAAAGUGAAUAUGGAGCAGAAGGC